This is a messenger RNA of Diabrotica virgifera virgifera (western corn rootworm), 892 nucleotides long. Its product is annotated as probable serine/threonine-protein kinase clkA. The transcript is spliced from 4 exons. Gene Ontology annotation, cellular component: extracellular matrix. Lineage: Eukaryota; Metazoa; Arthropoda; Insecta; Coleoptera; Chrysomelidae. The coding region runs from base 138 to 821 and encodes 227 amino acids. The record is from RefSeq and is a predicted model, not a curated record.
CCAUAUAUAUAAACCAAAAUAUAUUUGAAAACAAGUAGUUAUCGUUUGAGAUCUUCACUGCAAACUUGCGUAGAAAUUUGUUCAAAUUUGGAAGUGUUGCGUGUUGAGUGAGCAAAACAUCAAAAAGGAUUAUAGCCAUGUUUAUUAACGUAAAAAGUGCAUUCUUUCUAGUCGCCAUAGUGUCCAUUACCAGAUGUGAACCACCCAGUACUAACUAUGGAACCCCUCUAGGAUCACCUAUUACGAAUUAUGCUAGUGCAGGAGUAAACUAUGCAGGCGCAGGAUCCCAUUACAACGGACAGGCGGAUUAUAGCAACAACAACAUUCACAAUGGAGGAGAUGACCAUCAUGGACAUGACCAUGGUGGUGAGCCAAAAUCCUACGAAUACGGAUACCAAGUUAAAGACGAAUACACCGGAACCAACUACAAUAAACAGGAAACCAGCGACGGAAACCAAGUUAGAGGAGAAUACAGAGUGGCACUCCCUGAUGGCCGUACACAAAUCGUAACAUACUGGGCAGACUGGCAAAGCGGAUUCCAUGCUGACGUUAAAUACGAAGGAGAAGCUCAGUACCCAGAACAGUACAACAAAGGAGGAUACAACGGUGUGUCUGGACAAUAUGGUGCUCCUUCCGGACAAUAUGGCGCUCCUUCUUUUAACAAUUACAAUGGAAACCAUGCUGCCCCCUCAGCCAUCAACAAUCUAGCUUCAGGCCACGAAGGUUACAACUACAACAACAACAACAACAACAACAACUACGACUCGUACAACAAUGGAUACCAGAACAAAGCACCAAGCAAUACUUAUGGAGCGCCAUAAUUAGAUUGGUAAGAUGUUGAUUGGCCUUAUGUGUCAUAUAUGUAUAAAAUAUAUUUCCCAGAAAAUUUAAA